AAGUGUGUGCGUGUGUGUAAAAAAGGCAUGACAAUUAUUAUUUUGAAUAAAUGUCGAUCAAAUUUCAUUCGAUUACAAGCGAAUAUACGACGAAGACAAAAAUGUUUGUCAAAUUCAAUCGAUAAUCAUCAUAUCCAUCAUGAUGGUGAACGACGAAUAUCUACUGGCAUCAUCAAUUUUCAUCGUUAUCAUCAUUCAUCUAUAAUAAAUCAUAUGAUUAAUAAAAAUUUGAAUGAUCAUUCGUAUGCCAAACGUGAUUACCAUCACCAUCAUCAUGUGGUGGAUCAACAAUGCCAAAUUAGAGGACGAUUAUAUCGUUGGAAUGAAGUCCUAUUUAGUUCAACAUUCAAUGAAAUUGUUCGUCUUGAUUCGGCAAUUGUUGAUGAUAUUACGCAAUAUAGUCUGUUUCGUGAAAAGAAUUUUAUUAAAUCAUUCGAUAAAGGAUUCUUUUCAUUGAUGCCAUUCGUCGUUCGAUCAUUAGAACGUUUGAACGAUUUAGUUAAUCAACAUAUGUAUCAGCUUGGUGCACAGAAAGUUCAAAUGCCAUCAAUUGUUGGCAAACAUUUAUGGUUACGAUCCGAACGUUGGCAAUUAUCUGGUCAGGAGAUAUUUCGUGUAAAAGAUCGUCAUCAAAUGGAAUAUUGUCUUGCUCCAACACAUGAAGAAGUGGUUACACAAAUAUUGGCCUCAUGUAAUCAAUUAUCCCAUCGACAAUUACCCAUUUAUUUAUAUCAAAUAUCACCAAAAUAUCGUGAUGAAUUACGGACAAAAUUCGGUUUGCUUCGUGCACGAGAAUUCAUCAUGAAAGAUUUAUAUACAUUCGAUAAGGAUGAAGAUACGGCCAAACAAACGUAUCAGAUGGUCAGUUCAAUGUAUGAGAAUUUAUUCCGGUUAUUAGAAUUACCAGUGAUUAAAACUGUUGGAUCGGUUGGUACUAUUGGUGGAAAACAUUCACAUGAAUUUUUGCUUGCAACCAAUCUCGGUGAAGAUGAAAUGUAUACCUGUUUAGAUUGUUCUGAAUCAUUCAAUGCCGAAUUAUUAGCUGAUAUGGAUGACCAACAACAACCACAUUGUCUAAAUUGUAAAAGUCAUAAUUUAACAUCGAAACAACGUGCAUUAGAAUUGGGCCAUUCAUUUUUAUUAUCCGAUCGAUAUUCUAGCCGUAUGGGAGCCAUAUAUUUAGCUGAACAUUCAAAUAAACAAAUAGCACUACAAAUGGGAUGCUAUGGAUUGGGCAUUAGCCGUAUAUUGGCCGCAUCGGUCGAAUAUCUAUCCUGUAAAUAUCAACAAUCAUUAUCAUCGGAUUCCGAUUCCUCAUCUACCAAUUCUUUAUCAUCACAAUCUACAUCGACACUAUAUGAUUCAGCAUCAAAUUCCUUAUUUCUUCGAUGGCCAAAAUUAAUUGUACCUUUCAAAGUUUGCUUAAUAUUACCGAAACGUGAUAGUAAAGAAGAUCAUGGAAAGGGUACAGAAUUUUCUAUGCAUUUAGCCAAUGUUAUCCGUAACCGAUUCGGAGAGGAUAUUCUCAUUGAUGAUCGUUCUAAUCUUACCAUUGGUAAACGAUUAUUAACAGCUAAAACGAUUGGUAUACCAUUCAUAUUGGUUGCUGGUCGUAAUAUAAUCGAUGUACGACCGAAAUUUGAAAUGUUUGACAUGUAUAUUGAAGAUGAUAAUGUCAAUAAUCCAGUGAAUGCUAAACAAGGCCGCCUAAUGACGCAGGCGGAAAUUCUUGACUAUCUUAAAAUUCAUCUAAAACAUUUUCGAUUGAAUCAAGAAUAAAUUUUAAUUUUUUUUUUAGUAA
Messenger RNA from Dermatophagoides farinae (American house dust mite), 1801 nucleotides. It is a transcript of the gene ProRS-m, whose product is annotated as prolyl-tRNA synthetase 2-like protein, mitochondrial. NCBI's taxonomy places the organism in Eukaryota, Metazoa, Arthropoda, Arachnida, Sarcoptiformes, Pyroglyphidae. The record is from RefSeq and is a predicted model, not a curated record. Gene Ontology annotation, molecular function: proline-tRNA ligase activity; ATP binding. Gene Ontology annotation, cellular component: mitochondrion; cytoplasm. Gene Ontology annotation, biological process: prolyl-tRNA aminoacylation.